Messenger RNA from Topomyia yanbarensis, 960 nucleotides. RefSeq names its product chymotrypsin-1-like. Gene Ontology annotation, molecular function: serine-type endopeptidase activity. The record is from RefSeq and is a predicted model, not a curated record. Bases 110 to 847 code for a protein of 245 amino acids. NCBI's taxonomy places the organism in Eukaryota, Metazoa, Arthropoda, Insecta, Diptera, Culicidae. Gene Ontology annotation, biological process: proteolysis. The transcript is spliced from 3 exons.
GAUUGAAAUGUCCAGUAUUUGCGAAGAUUUUGUCGGCUUCUGCUUUUCGCACAGCUUGCCGAAAAGGAAAAAUUAUAUCUGAUAUGCUGUGAAAGCAACUGAUCAUAAAAUGAAUAACAAAUUGCUUCUAGUCUUCCUAGCCUGCGUUCUCCUGGAAUUCUCUUGCGUGGAAUGCGUCGUGGGUGGUCACACAGCGAUACCAAAUGCUGCACCCUACAUGGUUUCAAUUCAGAACCCGACACAUAUCUGCGGUGGUGUUCUGGUUGGAAGCAAUUGGGUUUUAACGACUGCAUCAUGCGUUCAGGGAGAAUCUAAUCUCAAGGUUAUGGUGGGUUCCCACCGGUUGCUGUCUAAUGCCGAACGCGUUGGGGUGUCCUCGACGAUUCUGCACUCUCAGUAUAAUCCUACAUCUGGCAUCAACAACGUCGCACUUCUGAAACUUGUUAAGUCUGUAGUAUCUUCUCAAGUUAGCACCAUUUCACUGAAUGAUGCUGCAGUUACAUCGGGCAUUCCAACGGUGUUCUACGGUUGGGGUUCACCCGUGUACGGCAUUGCUGCUAAAUCCAACGAGCUACAGACACUCUAUCAAAAAACGUUAAGUGCCUCCGAUUGUACGAAAAAGUAUCAGAAUAUUGGUGGUUUGGCAACCGGAUACAUCUGUGCUCAUAUCCAACCAGGACAAGCUGCGUGUUCGAAAGACCAAGGUGGUCCAUUAGUAAGUUACAGUAGCGGAAAGCUACUCGGAAUUUAUGACCAUGGAAUACUGUGCAGUGGUGCCUAUCCAGAUGUCUUCGUCAGUGUGUUCACAUUCAAAAGCUGGAUUGAGACGACAAUGGCGAACUCAUAAGAAAUUUAUAUGUGAUCGGAAUUACUCAUAAUUUACUGCUUACAAUUAAAUUAUAUUCUAAAUAGAUAUAAAAAAUUCGAAUAAAUUGUGAGAUGAUCGUGGAAAUCCCUUAA